AUAACAAAAGAGUUGGAGGAGUUUAAAGCGAGGCAGCCGAGAGGGAAGAGCAGCAGAACGACUGAUUACCUGAUUCCUGCAACAUGAGUCCUGCUCUGGUGCUGCUGGUCUCCUCUCUGCUGGUCUCAGUGGCCUCUCAGUCUCAGGACCACCACGACAUGGGCUGGGUCAACGGGUUUCGGCAGAGCUUCAACUUCCAGUGUCCCCACGGAGAGGUGCUGGUGGCCCUCAGGAGCUUCUACAGCGAGGCCGAUGGGAUGGACCGGCUGUGGUCCUUCGAGUGCCAGGCGACCCCCGAGGGCCUGGGGGAGCCCAGUGACUGCUGGUGGGACGACAUCAACCGAGGGGGCAUGGAGUGGUAUGCCUGUGGGCAUCAGUGCGGCCCCUCACAGGUAACCAGGUGUGUUGCUGCUGUCAUGGCAACCCUGCAGCUGCUUCCUGUCGCUGUGUUCGCUCUCCUGGUGUCGCUGGUGUCGUCUUCAGGAGACCAUGAGUGGCACUUUAACCCAGCCUGA
Molecule: messenger RNA, 515 nt
Organism: Notothenia coriiceps (black rockcod)
Lineage: Eukaryota; Metazoa; Chordata; Actinopteri; Perciformes; Nototheniidae
Product: dermatopontin
Exons: 3
Coding region: 84-515 (143 amino acids)
Biological process (GO): collagen fibril organization
Cellular component (GO): extracellular matrix
Source: RefSeq, a predicted model, not a curated record